AAGGAGAAAGCGGAGGAGGCGCUCCCCAAGCUAAGCGCCGCGGAUUUCCGAGUCUAUAACUCGAUGGCGGAACAUAUGGAGUACUUUCAUAAUCAUUUCCGCCAAUCGUGGACCCUCCUCUAUAACGCCUGCGUGAACAAUAAACGCCCCGCGAACCUGUCGCUCAGGCAGUUCCUAUCAGUGGGCCUCCAGUUCUGCUCGCAUCUGGCGACGCACCAUGCGAUUGAGGAACAGCAUAUUUUCCCUGUCCUAGCGACGAAGAUGUCGGAGUUCAAGGCGGGGAAGAAUGCAGCGGAGUUGUUGCGGCAGCAUCACGAGAUCCAUAAGGGUAUGGAUGUCUUCGAGGACUAUCUGAAUAAGUGUCGGAGUGGAGAGACGGAGUUAGAACUCAAGGUCUUGAAGGAGAAGAUGGACAGUUGGGGGGAGGUGCUGUGGACACAUUUGGACCAGGAGGUGAAGACGCUUGCAGCGGAGAACAUGAGGAAAUACUGGAGUUUAGAGGAGAUGAGACGGAUGCCCAUGUAG
Molecule: messenger RNA, 525 nt
Organism: Amorphotheca resinae ATCC 22711
Lineage: Eukaryota; Fungi; Ascomycota; Leotiomycetes; Helotiales; Amorphothecaceae
Exons: 2
Source: RefSeq, a predicted model, not a curated record